Penicillium coprophilum is the source of this 516-nucleotide messenger RNA. RefSeq lists its product as uncharacterized. NCBI's taxonomy places the organism in Eukaryota, Fungi, Ascomycota, Eurotiomycetes, Eurotiales, Aspergillaceae. The record is from RefSeq and is a predicted model, not a curated record. The transcript is spliced from 2 exons. Bases 1 to 516 code for a protein of 171 amino acids.
AUGCAUCGUGGGGGCACAUGUACCGCAUCGAAGUCAGCCGAAAGCAAUAAUAGCUCUAACCUAGAACCACGCAAUGGACCCCCCUUCUCCAGCACACAUCAGUCCAUACAGCACCGUGAAGACAAUCUCAGCCGCCCAGAUGCAACACGGCGCACACAGAUAUAUACCGAUAAUCCUGGCCACGCGAGUCGUCUUACAGACGAGGAACGUCAGAGGCUAGAGGCACUCGCGGCAGACUCGAGCGGCGGAGCGAUCUUCGUUACGUAUGAUCUGGUGCACAGAAUAGAUACGCCCGUGGCGGAUGAGAUGCGUCGCGCGAAUGAGGCUUUGAUGCAGUACUUGUUUCAAGAUGAUAUCUGGGAGGCUAUUGAUACUGGUAAUAUCAAUGAUACAGGUACACAGGAGGAGCAUGUGAACGGGAAUGGCAAUGGAAGGCAAGGCGGCCGCGGACUGAAAUUGUCGAAUGGGACCGGAGAGGCCCACGAAGAGGAAUCGAAGCAAGAGAGGAAUGGGUAA